AUGGAAGACGACGCGGCCGCCGCCGCCGCCGUAUCCAAGGUGCUCGCCGACGACGACCUCCUCGCCGAGAUUCUCCUCCGCGUCGGCUUCUCCACCACCCUCGUCCGCACCGCCGCCGUCUGCAAGCGAUGGCUCCACCACGCCUCCCACAAGGCCUUCCUCCGCCGUUUCCGUAAGCUCAACCCACCUCGCCUCCUCGGUUUCUACACCAAGAUAAAUCAAGGGGCUCCACGCUUCGUGCCUAUGCUUCCUCCCCAGCCCCCCGAGCUGGCCGCCGCCAUCCGCAUCGUCGGGGGCUACCGCUUCCCCGCAGGCCCCGACGGAGUAAUGUCUGAGGGCUACAGCUUAGGCGUGGACGGAGAGUCAUUGUUCCGUUACGAAGUAUCGGUCCACGACUGCCGGAACGGCAGCGUCUCCACCAUGCUGUGCGGCAGAAGAAGGCGUGGAUAUCGAUAUGAAUCGAGACGCAGCAUUGUAAUGCACAGCCCACUUUGCCCCGAGAGAGCCAUAGCCAUUGACCGACCACUCUCACCCCACCACCAGCACCCCAACUACGGCGGUUCUCAUGACUGUAUAAUACUCUCCAGAGAAGAAAAGGACGGCGGUUUAUCUCACUUUUAUGUGAUGCUGGAGAACCCCAUGGUGUUGGAUAUAACAUCUGCAACAAAUUUUACGGCACACGUGUUCAUCUUGAAAGAUGGAGUCUGGUGCAUGCUUGCCUCGGCCACGACACGGAUCGACCAUUGGCGGGGGGGCAUACGAGCUGUGCUCGUCGACAAUAAAAUCUACAUGGUGGCCACCUACAUAGAAAUCACCGUCUUGGAUUUGACGACCUCAAGUUUUUUCACAGUUGAAAUCCCACAGGGAGUGGGAUGUUCCAUGUUAUCACGGGCUGAUGAUGCUUCCAGCGUGUAUCUCAUCGGGGUGAAAGAACAUCAACUUGGCAUAUGGCUCCACAAGGGGGGCAGCUGGUCGAUCGUGGAUACCUUUUCUCUGAAUGACAUGUGUGCAAAUCUAAUGAUGUCAGACUGGGUUAAGGAUACUGAUUGGACUGAACGUCGGAUAACCCACGUGGGGGACAACGCUGAGUUUGUCAUCUUGCAAAGGCGUCGAGCCGUGUUCUAUCUGGAUACGAGGGGCAGGACACUGCGUAUAUUGUAUGAGGUGCCAAAAGAAGAUGAACCGUACGAUGGCAUUAUUAGAGCAAAUCCUUUUAUGAUGAUCUGGCCUCCCACAUUCCCUGCUCUAAAGUCUGAUCCUACCAGGUGUGGCACGGAAGGAUGAGGGUGUCCCGUGAAUGUUACAACAAAAUGCCAUGUGAACAAGGAAGAUAUCAGGAAGCUAUUGGAUGGUAUCUAUCUAGGGCGGUGGCGGUGAGGGUGGCAUCUGGAGAGGAGCAGUAGUGAGGUGCAUUUUCUAAGUAUCUCAUUGUAGUUCGAACUGCCACUUGUAAUGGAUUUAUUGAUUAGGAAUUAAGAUGCGAUGUAAACCGGAGCUGGUACUCAUGUCUUAGAGACUGAGGUCAUCGUUUUGUGUGGUUGAGAAGAGGACACAUUUAUGUUGAGUAGUUAUCUCUGCUAGUGUCACAGCUCUACUGCUGGCCUGCUUGUUA
Molecule: messenger RNA, 1612 nt
Organism: Lolium rigidum
Lineage: Eukaryota; Viridiplantae; Streptophyta; Magnoliopsida; Poales; Poaceae
Exons: 3
Coding region: 1-1284 (427 amino acids)
Molecular function (GO): protein binding
Source: RefSeq, a predicted model, not a curated record